AAACAACAAUCCUAAAAGUGGCUACUGGUGCACUUAACCCAAAUUCAACUCACGCUCAGUCUUUGGCCAAGUCAGACGCCACUGUCCCUUGGCUGCAAAACUUUGCUCCUCUCCGCCGCCGAAUUGAGUUGGAAUAAAAAGUUUCAACUGAUGGGUGUAAUUGAAUUAUGCAACACUUCAUCUAUUUGCAUUGGUAGAGCAAAACCCAGUUGUUGUUCAAUUGAAAGAAAUCAGAGGAGGAGAAUCAUUUGCAUGGCCUCCUCAGUGCCGGUGCAAGAAGAGAGUCAACAGAAACAACGUGUGACCGGGGAUGCUUUUAUCCGGCCCCAUCUUCUUAAAUUGUCACCUUAUCAUGCCUAGGAACCCAGACUUUAGCCUGGAUGUAGAACGGAUUGCCGAAGUGGUUGAACAUGAGAAACCAAAGUGCAUAUUUCUGACAUCGCCUAAUAAUCCUGAUGGGAGUAUUGUUGAUGAUGAAACACUGUUGAAAAUACUUGAUCUGCCCAUAUUGGUAAUACUGGAUGAAGCAUAUGUUGAGUUUUCUGGAAUGGAGUCUAAGAUGAAGUGGGUGAAGAAGCAUGAGAAUCUAAUUGUUCUUCGCACAUUCAGCAAAAGAGCUGGCUUAGCUGGACUCAGAGUAGGGUAUGGAGCUUUUCCAAAGAGUAUUAUUGAAUUCCUUUGGAGAGCAAAGCAACCAUAUAAUGUGUCUGUUGCUGCUGAAGUUGCUGCAUGUGCUGCACUAAAGAAUCCCACUUAUCUGGAGAAUGUGAAAGUGGCACUGGUGCAAGAGAGGGAGAGGCUCUUCAAUCUCUUGAAAGAAGUCCCAUUUCUUGAUCCAUACCCUAGCUAUUCUAAUUUCAUUCUCUGUAAGGUUACGUCUGGAAUGGAUGCUAAGAAAUUGAAGGAAGACCUUGCGACUAUGGGAGUGAUGAUCCGUCACUACAAUAGCAAAGAACUGAAAGGAUACGUUCGCGUUUCUGUAGGCAAGCCUGAACACACUGAGGCAUUAAUGAAAUGCCUCAAGCACUUCUAUUGAUCUUGCGACGAAAUCUGAAGUGUCUUAUGUCCUCUCAAGAUGAAGAUAAAUUGGGAGUUACUGUUUGCUAUUUAUGCUAACUGCAAACAAGUCAUUCUUCUGAAUUCAAUUCUUCAUAUGUUGGAGGAGUUAUAGAGUGAUCUUUACUCUCAAGUGUACAUUAUGUUGGAAAUUGCCAGGCGCACUGAUAAGUGGCAUUUGUAUUCCCUUUUGCCCCCUGUUUGCAAAAGAUUUGAAUUAAACUUGUUUUUUAUACGAACAACAACAAAAAACCCAGUGUAAUCCCGUAGGUGGAGUCUGGGGAGGGUAAUCACAGACCUUACCCUAUGUUGUGAAGGUAGAGAUACUCAAAGAAAAAUGAAAAAGAAGCAAGCAAUAAGCAGUAAACUUGUCAACUUUAGCAAUUACUAUCAAGAGAAGUGACUUUUUCUUGUUUC
Messenger RNA from Nicotiana tabacum (common tobacco), 1473 nucleotides. Lineage: Eukaryota; Viridiplantae; Streptophyta; Magnoliopsida; Solanales; Solanaceae. The record is from RefSeq and is a predicted model, not a curated record.